CAUUCACGCUUACCGUGCGUUCACAGGGAUUACGGAAACGGAGGGACAGUCUGUGUGUGCGAUGAAAGCCAUUGCGACGACUUGGAGGCCAUUCACAAGACUGACAAACAGGUGGUCACUGUUUACGAGUCCUCCAGAAGUGGCCAUCGAUUGGACAAAUCUGUACUCAAUUUCGGUCAAAACUCUGUCCAAAAAGCAAAUAAAUCGGUGACAAUAAAUGUGGACAAAACUCAACCCUUAUAUCAGGCAAUCAUAGGGUUUGGGGGCGCCUUCACAGACGCCGCCGGUAUUAACAUUAAAAGUUUGCCACAAAUACUGCAAAAGCGGUUAAUUGAGGACUAUUUCGGGGAAACUGGUAUUGAGUAUACAUUGGGUCGGAUACCGAUCGGGGGCUCAGACUUCUCCAUACAUGCCUAUAGUUAUGACGAUAACUAUAAAAAUGAUUUUGAAUUAAAACAUUUCAAUUUAACGAAAGAGGAUUUCAAUGAUAAGAUACCACUAAUUAAAGCGGCUAAACAAGUGAGCAAGCACGAUUUGCGACUGUUUGGAAGCCCGUGGUCACCACCUGCUUGGAUGAAAAACAACUCAGAAUUAAACCAUGGUGGUUUUCUUAUUGAUAAGCCCGGUGGGAAAUAUUACAAAGCAUUUGCUAAUUAUUUAGUCAAAUUUUUGGACGCAUACAAAGCUCAGGGCCUACCCAUAUGGGGCAUAACUAUUGAAAAUGAGCCAGCUAGUACCUUUAUAAUAGGCAAUCUCCACCCUUGGAAUAGUCUAUCUUUCACACCCGAACUGCAACGGGAUUUCCUGAAACUAGAUUUGGGUCCCAUUAUGUCUGCCGCCGGUUAUGGGCCUAACGUUACCCGAGUUAUGAUUUGCGACGAUCAGAGACCGUUCAUCAGUCAAUGGGCACAAGUCAUAUACGGGGACAAAGACGCGGCUCAAUACGUGUCCGGAAUGGCCUAUCACUGGUAUAUGAACGACAAAAGCAACUUGAUCAAUUUGGACAUGGUCAACAAUUUGGAUCCGACCAAGUUUAUUAUAAGCACCGAAGCGUGCGAGACAUGGCAGGGACAGGCGUCGCGCCUCUAUCUGGGCAGUUGGAUGCUGUUUGAGAGGACUUGAAUCACUGGACCGGAGGUUGGGUUGACUGGAACCUGGCUCUGGACACAGAGGGCGGACCCAAUUGGGUGAACAACUUCGUGGACGCGCCGAUUAUAGUGAACGCUACGGCCCGGGAGUACUACAAACAGCCGUCGUUUUACUCGAUCGCACACUUCAGUAAAUUCCUUCCGCCCGGCGCUCAACGCCUGAACCAUACGCUCGCAGUCGACGGCCCGACAGAUGCGGACACUCUGUUGACCACCAGUUUUGUCCGCACAGACGGCGGGACAGUUGUCGUCGCACUCAAUGUCGGCGACACUCCUAUCGAUGUCACCAUUAAUGACGUCAAACGGCGACAAAAUAUCACACAUUUAUUGAGCGC
Medioppia subpectinata is the source of this 1483-nucleotide messenger RNA. The record is from the annotation of a GenBank genome assembly. Lineage: Eukaryota; Metazoa; Arthropoda; Arachnida; Sarcoptiformes; Oppiidae.